Molecule: messenger RNA, 2660 nt
Organism: Lucilia sericata (common green bottle fly)
Lineage: Eukaryota; Metazoa; Arthropoda; Insecta; Diptera; Calliphoridae
Gene: s-cup
Exons: 3
Coding region: 157-2559 (800 amino acids)
Source: RefSeq, a predicted model, not a curated record
ACAACAAAACAUAUCAGACAACAAAGUAUAAAAAAUUAAUAUAAAAAUCGAUUUUUUUUUUUUUUUGUAACAAUGAAAAAGAAAAAUUAAUUAAAAUAAACAAAUAAAAGAAACGAAAACGGAAACAACCGUAACAAUUGAAAAUAAAAAAGAAAAAUGUCACUUAAACGUUUUGCCAUGUUGGCAGCAAUAUCGUAUCAAAAUCAGCAAAAUUAUAAUAACAAUAAUAACAACAACAGUAACAACACUAAUUACUAUAAUAAUAAUAACAACAACAAUAGCACUUAUAAUAAAAAUGAAACUCAAACAACAUUUGCAACCACAACUACAACCGAAUCAGCUACAACAAAAAUUAUAAAUAGUAACAAAUCAACAUUGAUACAAUUGAAACAACAGCAGCAACAACAAUCACAACAAAUAAUUGCAGCAACAACAUCAAAAUCUUCUUCAUUAACUCCUUCAAUUCAUCAUAAUGAUAAAGCAAAUGCUACGACCUCCAUACAUAGAAAUGAUAACCAUCAUCAUGAAACUGAUGACACCAGCAAUGGUAUUUCUGAUGAUGACUCUUCGUCCAAUUAUAGCAGUGAAAGUAGUGAAAUUUUAGAUUUUAGUCAACACUCCUUACCGCCUGAACGUCAGCCUUCUAAUACUUAUACCAGUACCACUUACUAUGGCAGUGGUUUCGGUGUGUUUCAUCAACAGAACAUACGUUCGAAUGGUGGUGGUAUUGCUCUGAUAACUGGAAGUAGUUCUAGUAAUGGUCUCGGCAGUGGAUCUUAUUCGAAUGGCAUCAAUAAUAAUGUGAAUUUAUUGUUGGGAGGUGCCAUGUUAACAUUGAUUACCACCAUUUUGUGUGUUGUCUGUUACUGUUGUCAUCGCAACAUUAAAAAACGUACCGAAGCCGCGUAUCGACAACAACGUCAGUGGUUGGAAAAUGAUCCAAAUAUGGAAAUUUAUAGUGUGGAACAGUGCUACGAAACAUCCGGUCUCUUUGUGGGCGAUUCUAUGGAUGGUUUGGCCACAAUACCAGCACUUCAUCAUGAACCACCACCCUCUUACGAUGCUGUGGUAGCAAUGCAAGAACAACAGCAACUACUAAUACAACAACAUCAACAGCAAUUAUUGAUGCAGCAACAAUUGUUGCAACAACAAUUGCCUACAAAUAAUUCACCACCACCUGGCUAUAGAUCAUCAUUAGAUGUUAGUUCCAUAAUACAGGGUAGGGUGAAUGCACUGGGAGGAGUCUUGGGUGUGGGUGGAUCUAUUAUAAGUGGCAUGGAAAUUAAUUCUUUGGCUUCAUCUGAUGCUAAUAUCAGAACAGCUACUAGUCAUUCUCCUAUAGAUCCUUUGCUAAACUAUAAUGAUGUCAAUGGUAAUAUGGCAAAUGCCUUAACCGUAGCCACUACAACUCCCACAAAUAAUCGUGCAACUGUUAGCUAUUUACGCAACAAACAGCAGCAGCAGCAACAACGAAAUGUUGGGCCUAAUCAAUUGAGUCAGUUGAAUAUGAAAAAGGUGUUGCAGGCUCAAUCCUGCUGUUCACUACAACGAGCCGAAGUGGAAAAUAUGUGGAAUGCAGCAGCAGCAGCUUUAGCAGCCAGAUCUGCUCAUUUACCCAGCGAGUCGAGGGCUUCAACGACAGCCUCUACUAGUUCACCUACUUUAGCCAUGAAUGCCCGCAAACUAUCACAGGGUUAUAACACCUCCAAAUCGAAUACACCCGAAACAUUUGGCAGUCGUUAUCUUAAGCAAAAUUACUAUAGGCGUGGCUGUCCCUUGUGUGGUAAAUUUCGUUACGAUAAUGAUUCAAUACUCUCCAUAUCAAUGGAAAGUAAUUUAGAUACAUUAGCAGGUGCCUUAGCGGAAGAACAGGCGGCCACAAAUGGGCAGGAGGGAAGCAGUGAAAGCACACAAAAUAGUUUGAAUAAUAACGACAAUUUAACAAAUAAUUUACAUGAAAAACAACAAAAUGCGAAUGAAUGUACGAAUGAAACAGAUGAUAUUGAGGAGGCCGAUAUAGAGGAUGAAGUCGAUGACAAUGAUAAUGAUAUAGAACAACAAUGUUCAUGUGCGAAUACAAAAAGAAAAUUUAAACAACAAAAUCAUUAUCAAAAAGUUAACACACAACAGGAUAAUACAGAAGAGAUAGAAGAAUCUUUGCAACAGGUGGAAAUCACUGUUCCUGAACUAAUACCUAAUAGAGAAGAAGCUACAGCAACUGCUAACAUGCCAACAGCAGAUGCUAAUGCCAAUUGUGCAAUAGCAACAGCAAGACAAUCAACAUAUCAAGACCCCUCUAAUCAUAACAAUAACAAUAAUAAUGAUAAUGAUAUUUUAGAAGAUUCCUUGCCAUCUACAUCAGCCGCAACGGCAGUCACGACCCCACACAUAGUAGCCUCUACUUCCUCCGAUGCUUCAACACCAACCUCGGUAACCAUUAAUUUGGAUUGUAUCAAUGAGAAUGGCAUCAUUAGUUUGGAUAUGAGUAAAAUUAUUGAUAAAACUGGUCUACCCACCUAUGAUGCAGCCUUAAAACUAGAAUCCAGUGGUUACGUUUGAUAAUUUUGAAUUUGGAAAUUUACUUUCUUAAGAAAAACACACACACACACAAAAGUGCUUUAUAGUAUUAAUGGGAUAAGAGGAUAUUUGAAAUAUUUGAA